AUGGAUAAGUACGGCGUGAAGACCCCCUUGUGCAAGAAGGAACUAGAAGAGCCCCGGGCCAGGGGGGCGGGGCAGGAGGAAGCAGAGGACGGGUCGGAGGACGAGGAGGAGGAGAGGCCAUCCGAGGAGAGAGCGGCCCAGGGCGAGGAGGAGCCCCGGGCGGCGGCCGAGGGCGAGGGCCGCGAGCGUCGCUCGGUGUCCUACUGCCCGCUGCGCCAGGAGUGCAGCAGCCAGCAGGUGGCGCUGCUGCGGAUCGCCGACGGCGGCUUCUGGAGCUGGCUCAGCCCCUUCGUGCUGCUUGGCGGCCUGGCGGCUCCCGCCGACAGGAAGCGGGGCCUCCGGGAGGAGCCGUGCGUGCUGGAGACGCGGCGGAGGCCGCCGCGCCGCGGGGUCUGUGCGCGCUGUGAGAUCCUUUUCUGCAAGAAGUGCAGGAGUCUGCACAGCCACCCGGCCUACGUGGCGCACUGCGUUCUGGAUCACCCGGAUCUGGGUAAGGCGGGGGCCGCCGAAGGCUCCUGA
Cynocephalus volans (Philippine flying lemur) is the source of this 519-nucleotide messenger RNA. It is a transcript of the gene PGBDF, whose product is annotated as chromosome 10 C17orf50 homolog. Gene Ontology annotation, molecular function: zinc ion binding. Lineage: Eukaryota; Metazoa; Chordata; Mammalia; Dermoptera; Cynocephalidae. The transcript is spliced from 3 exons. The coding region runs from base 1 to 519 and encodes 172 amino acids. The record is from RefSeq and is a predicted model, not a curated record.